UCAAUUACUCUCUGAAAACCCUAAUAUUCUAAGCCAUCUUUCUCAUCAUCUUCACAUGAGCAAUGGCGUCAACAAUAUUUUCGAACUGUUCUUCAUCCACAGCAACAGCGCGUCUUUCUAAAUUCGAUACAACCCAGAGCGGUUCUCUUCGUCUAAGACUACCACCAUCUUUUCUUUCUUGCAAACCUCGAAAUCCUGCCGGAUUUGGUACCUCAAUCAGUAUGCAGCGUCGAAGUUGUAAUUCUAGUAUUACUGCUGUGGCAAUGCCAACGAGUACAAAAAUUCCAACGGUGAAACUGAACCGAAAGGCGGUUGCGAAACAAAUCGGAGAUGAAAUCUCCAUUGAAAUAUCGAGGAUGAGGGAUGAAAUUGGUGUCACACCAAUGUUAGCUAUUAUUCAAGUUGGGGAUAGUAAUCACUCGCCGGUUCAUGUUGCCAAUAAGUUCAAGGCUUGUGAAGCAGUAGGGAUCGAAACCGACGUAGUUUGUUUGAAAGAGGAUUCCACAGAAGAAGAAGUUCUCGAGCGUAUUUCUCAAUUCAAUGAGAAAUCUUCUGUUCAUGGCAUCCACAUUCAGCUGCCUUUACCUCGCCAUAUGGAUAAGGCAAAAAUCUUGAAUGCUGUUAGAGCUGAGAAAGAUGUUGAUGGAUAUAAUCCACUAAACAAUGGGGUUCUUUCCACGCGAGAUCAUGAGCCGCUGUUUUUAUUUCCUUCCUUAAUUCCAUGUACAGCCAAAGGAUGCAUAGAAUUACUGCAUAGAUAUGAAAUUCGUAUAAAGGGGAAAUCAGUAGUUGUAAUUGGUAAUGGUAGUGGUAAUGACAUUGUUGCACCUGCUGCCGCAGUAUUACUACAAAGGGAAGAUGCUGCCAAGGUCACUGUUGUGCACCCUGGAACAAAGAACCUUGCAGAGAUCAUUAGACAAGCAGAUAUCGUUAUCACCGCUGCAGAAAAGGCAUAUCUAGUGAGGGGUUGCUGGAUUAAGCCAGGAGCAAUAGUCAUUGACACCGGCUAUAAUAUAAUCAUCGAUCGGAAAAGUCAUCUCGGCUAUCGAUUUGUUGGAGACGUUUGCUAUGAUGAGGCUUGUGAGAGAGCUUUAGCUAUAACUCCCGUACCCGGUGGAGCGGAUUCCAUGACUAUUGCAAUGCUUCUAUCGAACACGCUUCUCGCAGGUAAGAGAGCUCUUAAGUUUGAAUGACUUGGGACAUAUUCUGUGCAAAUAUGCCAUGUUUUCGGUUUUAAGCUCAUAUUUAAUUCUACGA
This is a messenger RNA of Papaver somniferum (opium poppy), 1257 nucleotides long. RefSeq names its product bifunctional protein FolD 4, chloroplastic-like. The record is from RefSeq and is a predicted model, not a curated record. The transcript has a single exon. Gene Ontology annotation, biological process: tetrahydrofolate interconversion. The coding region runs from base 63 to 1193 and encodes 376 amino acids. Gene Ontology annotation, molecular function: methylenetetrahydrofolate dehydrogenase (NADP+) activity; methenyltetrahydrofolate cyclohydrolase activity. Lineage: Eukaryota; Viridiplantae; Streptophyta; Magnoliopsida; Ranunculales; Papaveraceae. Gene Ontology annotation, cellular component: cytosol.